Messenger RNA from Lathyrus oleraceus (garden pea), 721 nucleotides. RefSeq lists its product as uncharacterized. Gene Ontology annotation, cellular component: BORC complex. The transcript is spliced from 4 exons. Bases 54 to 425 code for a protein of 123 amino acids. The record is from RefSeq and is a predicted model, not a curated record. NCBI's taxonomy places the organism in Eukaryota, Viridiplantae, Streptophyta, Magnoliopsida, Fabales, Fabaceae. Gene Ontology annotation, biological process: lysosome localization.
GUGCAAGGGGAAAGAAAAAAGAAAAGCCGUUUCAUUCCGUCACGGUUGCGGAAAUGUCAGAGAAUGAAUCGGAAUCGAUGAAAUUGAGCUCCGAAGAGCUUUCGAGUGAGUUCAAAACCCUCGUUAGUUCCGAUGAUCUUCGUUCCCUUAACCAUUUACAACACACCAUAUUGGGAAGAUUGCAAGAUAGCAAUGCAGUUUUAUCGCAUUUCAAUGAUUUCUCUCAACAUUGUUUCACUGAGAUUUCCGGUGAUAUGGCCAGAAAUACUCGUGUCUUGAAGUCUAUCAAAUCUGACCUAGAUUAUAUUUUUCUCAAACUAAGAAACAUAAAGACGAAACUUUCCACAACUCAUCCAGAUGCAUUUCCAGAAGAUUCAAUGAGCAAAGUGAUUGAUAGGAGACCAGAUCUGGAAAUGCCUAAGUAGCUAAUGAUGUUAUUGAACACAAAUUUCAGAACAAGUUAUACAAAAUUAAGAGGACCUGCUUGGAUGAGUAAGGAAUGGACAACGUUAUCUCAGGAGGACGACUCGGGUGACGCCUUCGAGAAAAAAAACGGCUAUAAUUUUAUUUUAGUCUGCUUAUGAAGUGGGGACGAUAGCUUUCAAGGGGUUUAACUUUAUGUAGCAUAUAGUGAGGACUAUUUGAUAAUUGUAGAACAUCACAGAUUCAAAUUAUCCGAGUCGGUGAACUUUUUAUAAACCAUAAAAUACCCUUGUCCGCA